Messenger RNA from Candidozyma pseudohaemuli, 3810 nucleotides. RefSeq lists its product as uncharacterized. Gene Ontology annotation, molecular function: zinc ion binding; DNA binding; DNA-binding transcription factor activity, RNA polymerase II-specific. Bases 1 to 3810 code for a protein of 1269 amino acids. NCBI's taxonomy places the organism in Eukaryota, Fungi, Ascomycota, Pichiomycetes, Serinales, Metschnikowiaceae. The transcript is spliced from 2 exons. The record is from RefSeq and is a predicted model, not a curated record. Gene Ontology annotation, biological process: DNA-templated transcription; regulation of DNA-templated transcription; DNA repair.
AUGAGAACCAGCAACAAGAAACCGGCUGGGAAACGGCAGCAGCUGAUCGCCAGCUUUUUUGCGGCGGCUCCGGGUCGAAAACAACAAACUACUCCUGAAAAGGUCCUUGCUGGUAGGGCAUCCUCGAGACUUUCGUCUAUCACAACCUCCAAAGGUGCAUUUGAUGAGUUUGGCUCCUCCGAUACAUCCUUCGGGCUGCCUGAAAUGAACAAUUUCAGCAAUCCGGUUCUUUCCAAGUUGUCCAGAUCGGCCUCCGCCACUGGUCUGCCAGAAAGGCCCAGGUCCGCUCUGCCCACAAAAGAGUUGUUUGUUGUGGCUGAUUCAGAUGAUGAGAAAGAAAACAGAGUCCCCGGUCCUGCCAAAAAGGUCACUCUAAAACGGUCAGGCUCCUCCAGCUUGACUGAAUUGUUCAAUGGCUCAAAAAAGCCAACAAGAAGACCACAGCAGCCUCUGUUUACCCAGCCUCCACCUACACUGGCUGAGGGUAAGAUGAUAAGACUCAGUGACGAGCAGAGAGCAAUUGUGAACUACGUGGUGCACAAGCAAGAAAACGUCUUUUUUACAGGUUCUGCCGGUACCGGUAAGUCGGUGGUGCUUCGGCACUUGGUGCAAGAGUUGUGUAGAAAGCACGGCCUGAUCAAUGUGGGUGUUACCGCAUCAACAGGGUUGGCUGCAUGCAACAUCAACGGCCAAACGGUACACAAGUUUUUGAGCAUAGGGUUGGGCACAGGCAGCCCGCAGGAUUUGGCUAACAAGAUCAAGAAGCAAGGUACUGCCAGGAGAAAAUGGCGCUCGAUCAAGGUUCUCAUCAUCGAUGAGAUCUCCAUGAUUGACGGCAACUUGUUUACAAAGAUCGACCAGGUGGCACAAAUCUUGAGAAAUUCACAGCAGCCGUUCGGCGGUAUCCAGGUGGUUUGCACUGGUGAUUUUUUCCAGCUCCCUCCGGUAUCUCGAGACAGACUGAGCCAGUACUGUUUCCAGAGUCCAUCUUGGGCAAGAGCAAUGACGCAUACAAUCACUCUUACACAAGUCUUCCGUCAAAAGGGCGAUACAGAGUUGAUUGACAUGCUCAAUGCCUUGCGUAAGGGCGAGUUGGACGGCACCAUGGUGAUGAAGUUUCAUCUGCUACUGCGCAAGGUCCACUACACAGAUGGCAUAGAACCUACGGAGCUCUUCCCUACAAGGCAAGAGGUCAAGAGGGCUAACGAAUCGAGAUUGCAUCAACUCCCAGGAGUGUCACAAAGGUAUGUGGCGAAGGACAAUGAGCUGGAUCCAUACCUACGGAAGUUGUAUGAGAACUUGAUGUGCGAGGAAGUUCUUGAAUUGAAGGUCGGCGCUCAAGUUAUGUACUUGAAAAACCAUCCUGAUGAUGUGGUGGUUAACGGGUCGAUUGGCACGGUUUUGGGUUUUAUCGGCGAGGGGCUAUGGGGUACAGUAUGUCAAAUAUUUGGCGUCAGAGAGCUUUUGGAUGCAUCGCCUGAGUUCGUUCUCUUGGUCAGGCUUGUCUGUGGGUUAGUGGGCAAAAGUGAAUACACGGACGAGCAAAGAGCAAUGUUUGCAGGCUUGCCGUCCGAGUGGAAGUCAAAGAUGAGUAAAAUGGCCGCAGAAGCUUUUAAAGCCCCAGCGUCAGACGCACUAUUACCUAUUGUGAACUUCCGUACGUCUUCAGGAUACGCAUUGAUAAUGGUGCGCCGCGAGGAAUUCACCGUUGAUCCCGGCAAGGCAAUGAACUUUCUGGAAAAGAAAGAUGGUAUGAUAAGAGAGCAGCUUCCACUUCUUCUAGCAUGGGCCAUGUCGAUCCACAAGGCGCAAGGCCAGUCGAUAGAUCGACUCAGAGUUGACUUACGUAAGAUUUUUGAAAAAGGUCAGGUCUAUGUUGCUCUUUCUCGAGCCACCUGCAAAGACCACUUGGAAAUUCUCAACUUCGAUCACCGACGCAUUGCGGUUUCCAAAGAAGUUCGAGAUUUCUACGACUCCUUGGAGCGAAGAUGUGAUGGUGAGGAGGUCUGUUCGAACUGUCGCAAACAUGGACUCAAGUGUGAGAGGCCUGAAGACGAUAAGCGAAGUGUGAGAUUGACCACCACAGAAACCCAAAAGCUCCGUAGCUUGGCAUCGCUGCUUCAGAGCACCUUGUCCAGAGUCCACAGUGUGGCCUUUCAAGAUAAGCAAAUUUCCAGUGAAACGAUUCUCGAAGAGAUAAGACGGCUUCUUGAACCUUCCAUAAAUAAAACUGAGGGUGUGGAAAUGCCGGCAAAGAGAAAGCUUCCGGUGUCGAUAGGUGCCACCAGUGGAGGCAGUUACUCCAUCUUUGGACCCACCUCAGCGUUCUACAACUUGGUGGAUAUGUCGAACAACUCAGAUUCCGCUGAUCCCUUCGACAAUAUGCUUAUGAACUCGUCGUCAUUGAUCACUUGCCUCGAGAACUUCUUUAAGUAUCAGUACCCAGACAUCGCAACCUUUAUUCACAGAGAGAGUUUCCUUAACGAUUUUCUACAUCCACUGAAUUUUAGGGGCUACUGCUCCGAAGAGCUCAUUUAUGCAAUCGCAGCGUUAGGUGCAAAGUGCUCUGAAGACGAGAAUUUACGUGGAUUGGCGGGCUCCUUUUUCGAAACGUCCAAGACGAAAAUAUUCUCAAAGAAGAUCUGUGUUCCCCACGUCAAUACCCUUCAAGCACUUCUUUGUCUUUCCCUUUAUGAGCUAGGCGACGGCAAUGCUUCCGCAAGCUGGAUGUUGUCGGGUAUGGCAUUCAGAAUGGGGUACGAUUUGGGCUUUCAGUUGAAUCCACAAGACUGGGCAAUUGAACAAGGCACAGGCGAGGCUCACCAGGCUAUUAUCACAAACCUGGACGUGAUGAUCCGUUCUCGUGUUUAUUGGGGUUGUUUUGUGUUUGAUCACUUUGUCAGUCUUCUAAUGGGACGACCAGUCACGGUGAGAAAGUCUGAAGCAACAAUUCCGUCCAGUGAGCAUCUACCGAACUCUACUGGUAUUGACAAUUUCAUCUUCCAGCCCACAAAAGACCCGUCCAGUGUGGAGAAUAUCGAUGCCUCACAGUCAUUGGUUUCUUUGUGCUCGUUAAGUGAGUGCAUCGGCCUGGUUCUCACGGAGAUUUUCUCAAAGGACUCAGCGGGUGAUGAUAUGUCUUAUCUUACCAAACGAAAGAUCCACGACUUCAAUCAGUAUUUGGCGGAGUGGAGGAGCAAAAUUCCAGUGGAGAUGCGUUGGAACCGAGCUACCUUGAAGAGACAAAACUACAAUCCCACAGUACUGAAUUUCAGACUUUACUAUUAUAUCUUGAUUUUGUGCUUGAACAGACCGUUCAUGAACAUAAAAGUGGAAGAUAACCCAUCACAUUCAUUAUGCAAUUCUGCCAUUUCUGAGCUUGCCAUCUGUCUCGAUAAGUUUAACAUGUCAGGAAUUCCACCCUCAAUCCUCGUUGUCUACCUGUCGAUCCUAGGAAUUAGUGUCACUUUAUUAAAGAUUCACUCAAAUCCUAUCAUGCUGGUAUCAGACCAGGACAUCGACAACUUGAAAGUGUAUUAUACGACGAUCUCGAGAUCGUGCCAGAACUGGAAGCUCGCCACGCGCUCACUUCUUUACUUGAAAAAGAAAAUAGCAGAGUUGGGACUCAAUGACCUCAACAAGAUCUUUACGUCCGCAGCUGAGGCCUACCAAGAACAUCAUUCGCAGACCGAUUGGGACCAACUCUUCGACGGCAUGGACGCCAAUAUGGACUGGGCGUUAUCAGAUAAUGUCUUCUCGAACUUCUUCGACUUCCUUAACACAGACGACGUAACCCGCGUCAAUCCGUGA